GAAGUAUAUACGGUGUCAAGUAAAGUAAGGAAGGGAGAGCUCUCCCGUGUGUAUGUACAGUCGCGUAUAAUCGCGAGACUCCGAUGAUUGAUGUCACGAUCAGCUGUGUCGCUCUAUACGCGCUGAGCUCGACAAGUCACGCUAGUUCGAAGUGCGAGGGAUGCGCGAGGUCUGUUGAAGGACGUCGCACGCGCCCGAUUAACGACGUAUAUACUAUACAACAAUAACAGCAUCAGGCGUACGAUUCGCAGACGCUUGGCGCUGUAACAAGGAUGGUAGAGCCUCUCUUCGAUUAUCAGUUUCGGCUGAUAUUGAUCGGCGACAGUACGGUUGGCAAGAGUUCUCUCCUUAAAUACUUCACCGACGGCAAAUUCGCAGAGCUUUCAGAUCCAACGGUUGGCGUAGAUUUUUUUGCACGAUUAAUAGAAGUUAAGGAUGGGACAAGGAUAAAAUUACAAUUGUGGGAUACAGCUGGUCAAGAAAGAUUUAGGUCAAUUACAAAAUCUUACUACAGAAACUCUGUGGGAGCCCUUCUCAUAUAUGAUGUAUGUAAUAGAGCAAGCUUUGAACAUAUUCCACAAUGGAUGAUGGAGGCGCGCAGACAUAUCGAGCCACAUCGUCCUGUAUUCGCUUUGGUAGGCUGUAAGUUGGAUCUAGUAACUAAUGGUGGUAGACGGGAAGUCUCAAAGGAAGAAGCUAGAGCGUUUGCCGACGAGCAUGGUGUACAUCAUAUUGAGACCAGUGCAAAGACAGGUAUAAAUGUCGAAGAAGCGUUUCGAGCGGUUACGCAGGAAGUUUAUAAUAGGAUACAAACUGGCGAAUACAAAGUAGAGGAUGGUUGGGAUGGCAUCAAAACUGGAUUUGCUAGACCUGGUGGUUUAGAUUUUAAUCUAGUCGAGGCAGAACCGGCAAAGACUUCAUGUUGUUAAGUUGCUAUUUUGAUUUAUUGAGGUAAGAAAAAGAAAAAAAGAUUUCAAAGAAUGCAGAUGAGAUAGUUAUUUCAGGGAAAAAUAUGUAAUUUAAUGAAUAUAUGAGCAUCUUGUUAUUUACUUGUAUAUGUGUUACAUAAUUCAGACUGAAAGUUAUUUAUUGCAUUAAUAUAUAACAGAUUGUUUCUAUAUAUUUGCAUUAUUUUAUCAAGUAGCAACAUAUAGGCACAAUUAUUUUUGUUCAUGUGAGAAGUAACUUUCUACUGCAUUCUUUUUUUAGCGAAAAGACUAACAAUUAUUGAAAACUACAUACAUGUAUAUAUAAUUUGCAUAAACCAUUAGAUGACUGAUAAAAUUCAUACAAUUUCCUAGAGUAAUUAAAUAUUUAUAGGGAAAAUAAACGAAGAUUUUAUUCCUUAAAAUAUAAACAUUCUAAAAAGCAAUGAUUCUUUAUGGAUAAUGGACUGACAAUGAGAGAAACACCAUUUAUGCAUACAUUUUAUCUUUGAAUGGCAUGCAUAUCUUAUGCAUAUCUAUACCGUAUUUGAAGCUGUUGUGCCAAGUUUAUAUUAUAAAAUUAAACAUGUGGAAAUAAUAACACUUUGAAGUAGCUUUCCUUCUCUUUAAUUCGUAUUUGUUCGGAUAAAUAUGCAUGCGUUAUCAUAAGAUUCCAAAACCAAAAUCACCCACAGAUUGCGUUAACUAGCCAGAGUUUCACAGCAAAGUUUGAAAGCAUAUAAUAAAUUUUAACGUUAUCUACUUAGACACAUUUAUGGCUUAUUUAGCAAUAUAUGAAAAGCAUCAUAAAAUUACAAUUUCAACAAUUUGCCAAAACAUUGUAUCCUGUAGAUAAUAUUAGCUUCGCUCAACACUUUCGACAAUGAACCAAUCACAGAAUUCUUGACAGAAUAUGCACAGCUCUGUAAACAUGAACUUUAUUAGUCAUCUAAUAUGUUAACAAUAUAACAUCACAACCUAUUGAGCAUUGAGUUAGGAUUGUUUUUAACUGCUUUAAAGAUAUACACUACAUUAUAUAUGAAUAUUGUAAAACUGUAAAGAACAUUUUCAUAACAUUGGAUUGUUUAAUGUAUUUUGUUUAUCACGGAUCAAUAAUGUUAUUUAAUAAAAAGCAAGGAUUGUGCAGUUUUAUUAAUUGAUUUUUUUUGUGAGAUAAUAAAAGUUUACUUCUAAAUGA
Messenger RNA from Formica exsecta, 2124 nucleotides. It is a transcript of the gene Rab39, whose product is annotated as ras-related protein Rab-39B. The record is from RefSeq and is a predicted model, not a curated record. Gene Ontology annotation, molecular function: GTP binding; GTPase activity. Gene Ontology annotation, biological process: Rab protein signal transduction. Lineage: Eukaryota; Metazoa; Arthropoda; Insecta; Hymenoptera; Formicidae. The transcript has 3 exons. The coding region runs from base 273 to 929 and encodes 218 amino acids. Gene Ontology annotation, cellular component: Golgi membrane.